Trypanosoma brucei brucei TREU927 is the source of this 3483-nucleotide messenger RNA. RefSeq names its product phosphatidylinositol 3-kinase catalytic subunit, putative. Gene Ontology annotation, molecular function: 1-phosphatidylinositol 4-kinase activity; metal ion binding. Gene Ontology annotation, biological process: phosphatidylinositol phosphate biosynthetic process; phosphatidylinositol-mediated signaling. NCBI's taxonomy places the organism in Eukaryota, Euglenozoa, Kinetoplastea, Trypanosomatida, Trypanosomatidae. The record is from RefSeq and is a predicted model, not a curated record. Gene Ontology annotation, cellular component: membrane; cytoplasm. The transcript has a single exon. Bases 1 to 3483 code for a protein of 1160 amino acids.
AUGUGUAUAUAUCCCCUGUCGAUAAUUCGAGUCCCAUCACUAGCGAUACUUUCUGUGUUUAACUACUUUUCCCCCGUUUGUUUUUUCUUUUCCCCUGUUUACUAUAAUUUCGUCGCGGUGUGUGGAGGCAGCCGAGAUUUGAUGACCCAGUCGGCGGAAGUUUCCGUGACUUCGUAUGAGCAGCCACUGCCGGGCCGUCCGACUGAUGGUGUGGGCGCCGAUUUACCUCGGGACGCAGAUGGAGUACGGGAUUCCACACAGGAGUUCGACAUGCUUGCGGUAGAUGUGAUUCUUGGAGACGGGACCCACUGCGCACUGGACUUCGCUGAGAGCGCUUAUCUCAAGCGACUGAUAUCUCAGAAGCAACCAGUACAGCUUGAAUUUGGCUCUCAAGUUGCCAUAGAGGAGUUAAAAAGGAUAGUAGCGUUAGAUCUGAGAGGUUCAAAACUCUCCCGUGCUCGGCGUCAGACCCGCGCUGAUGUUAAGUCGAGAAUGUCGGAAGCAGAUGACGAAGUUUUGUCUUCUUUUUCCACGAGCGCGGCACCACAUAGAGAAGACAGCCAGGCUUGUGUUUUUUUUUCCGAGACAACAUUGUCCCGGAACGGAACCGUAUCGUGCUACAAUGCGUGCGAAUUGACACGCAACAGGGAAUUAUUUAUGGAGGUUUUAGAGUUAAGUGCGCGUCUAGAAAUGGAAAAAACGUUUGCCGUCCUUUGUGGUGAAUUUGGUCGAAUAUACAAGGAGGAAGUGUUUUGUGACACUGAUAUCCGUUCGCUUGCGUCAUUAAACAGCAAAGAGAAGUUAUGUGAAGUCUUAGCUUUCCGGGAGAAGGUCAUGACUGCAUUUAGAAUCGGUGGUGGCAGUGCUGAACCGGGUUCGCCCCAGCCACGGUCGCUCCAGCCAUCAAAAGAUGUGCUAAUAGCCACGGGAGCUGACAAAUCCAACCAUCAGCUCCCAUGUGUGGCAUGGUUGAAGAAGGAUCGCUAUUUCUAUCCCGAAUUUUAUCACGUUGGGGAUUUGACGCAAUCCAUUGACCCCAGUUCGACGACUAUGACUGAAGCAUCGUAUCUUGGGGAGGACUUCGCAAAAAAAGGCCACACCCUUUACCAGAACCCUGUGUGGGAGGGGGAAGACUCGGCUAAGACGUGCUCAGAGUGCAAGAGAUCUUUCUCCUCAUGGCCGGCUCUGUUGUUUGCUGCGGUUCGGGCGCGUAACUGCCGUUGCUGUGGCCGGCGCAUGUGUGAGCAGUGCACGUCAUGGAUGCUAGACAAGUCAUUGGCCAAGUUAAGUAAGCCUGGUCAACCGGAGGAGGGCAGAAUGCGUCACGCAUGCAAGAGGUGCUACGAUCAAGCAAUGAUGAUAAAUAAACACACAUUUCUUUGCACCACAUUCGUUUGUGCCGGCCUAUCUAUCGUGGAUAUCGCACUCUUACGUACCGUCAACGAGCAGUGGAGGGCUGCAGCCGAGUUGUGCCUCAGUGACUACAGAUCAUCUCUCUACGAGAACAUGUGGAACAUGAAGAUACCAAAACGGACAGCACAGAUCCUUGCCAGUAGCGUUAAUCUUUUGGUUGGCCACCCCGAGCCUCUCAUAUUUCUCUUCAUAUCUAUUGACUGGGAGAACAAUGAACUUGUUGAGAAGGCCUGCGCAGCAAUCGAGCAAACGGCAAAGGGAGCCGCACCGCCGCCAAUGUCACCACAGCUUCGUGACUUCUAUUGGAAGCCGCCAUUGAGCCACUGGUAUAUGUUGUGCACACGCACUUGCGGUCGGAUGCUACCACCGUUCUUUGGUAUCAAAAUUCUGGAGUGUUUGCACCGUGCACCACAAGGCCAUGCAACAGCGGAAAAAAUACGGAAAAUAGUGACAAAGCACCUGCUGCGAGAUUGGAUUACGUCGCUGGAUACGUGCAUACGAGAAUGUGUUGUGUUGCUCCUGUUGGAUAUCUUUGAUCUCGAGAGCUGCCAGCCCCGUGUUGUGUCCGUUCUACUCUCCUUGUCGAAGCUCGAUCCACAGUUGGCGAUCGUUAUUUGUCAAGAGGCGUCAGCGCGAAUGAGGGUCAAUGAAUUCAGCUACCGCACACUACAGGAGCGCGUCAUUGAAAGAAACGCUGACACAUUCCCGGAAUCACAUCAGAAAUUUCUCAAUACACUUAAGUUUUUAAACUUGAUCACACCUGAGGUGAAUCUUGUCCCGGUGGGUGGGGAUGCCAGGGAGUAUCAGAGGGCGCUUGUUACUCAGCUCUCGAACAGUGGGCUAAUGGGGGGUUUGGCGGAAACGACCGGCGAAUCCGUCUCUGGUUGUUUGUCAACUUCAUCGAGGAUUGCGCAGGAACGCAAUGGGCUGUGUGCCGUAUCGCCUAUGCUGUUUCCGUUUGACAGUAGUGUGGUUAUAACACACAUCGACUUGGGGGGUAUCAAGAUAAUGGAAUCUAGUCAACGGCCUGUUUCGAUUCCGCUCGUUGAUGCAGAAGGUGUGACGCGGGGUAUUCUUGUCAAGAGGGAAAACCUUGAAAAGGAUAAAGUGAUGUGUGUCACCUCGCGGUUUUUGCGGUGGGUGCUCUACAAGCAAAUAGGCAACGUGGUCCUUCCCACGUAUCGCGUUAUUUUGCUUUCGCCGUCUUCGGGUUUGAUAGAGGUGGUAAAGGACGGGCAGACAAUUCACCGUGUGAUUGGAAAGGACAAAGAGGGUCGCCUGCUUCAGCACCUUGUGUCACUUGAGAAGACACAAGGCCAGCUGGGGGACUCGGUGUCGGAACCUCAACUUCAUGAAAGGGUACGAGGAGCGGGACAUCAGUGUGGACAACCUAAUAGUUUGAUAGUUAAAGACUUCGAUAGUCAAAAAUCAGCUGCUCUUGCCCGUGAGUGUUUCAUGUGCUCCGCAAAGUUUUUCAUAUUGCUGAAUUAUAUAUUUGCAAUCGGUGAUCGACAUCGUGAGAAUGUUAUGAUUCAUCCGAGUGGUGCUAUAUUCCACAUCGAUUAUGGUAUGCUUUUAACAACACGGACGUUAGCCGAGCAUGUCCUACCUUCCUAUGUCCGAUUCGACUCUGACCUCGAGGGUUGCAUUGAAUACUUUAUGAAAGAAGAACCCGCGCCGGAAGUGCAGACUGAGGGGGAACAAGACGAUUCCUGUACGAGAUUUAUUAUACAAACUGCUGAUUGGUUUCUCGAAGUGCGGUCGUACGCGGGCAUUAUGCACCAACUUCUUUCUCACAUUGUCCGCCGUAAUGCGCUCGACGGAAUUAAACACAUAGGAGAGUUGACAGCGCUGAUGAACUUAACGCUAAUGCGGAGCCUUGCGGAAGAAAGUUGCAAAGAAACCUUCUGCAAGCGAGUGAAGGAUUCACGUGGACGAACAUGGCUAAAGGACAUUACCCAUGAUACUCAUAAGUGGACCCAACAAGCUAUGGAGCGUGGCUUCAAGUGGUUAUAUAAGCUUAUGAGUUUACACCCCAUCGGCGUGGAUGCACGAAAUCAAACAAAAUGA